Messenger RNA from Zymoseptoria tritici IPO323, 2778 nucleotides. RefSeq lists its product as uncharacterized. Gene Ontology annotation, molecular function: phospholipid binding; protein binding. Lineage: Eukaryota; Fungi; Ascomycota; Dothideomycetes; Mycosphaerellales; Mycosphaerellaceae. The transcript is spliced from 3 exons. The annotation marks the transcript as partial. Gene Ontology annotation, cellular component: cell division site; plasma membrane; mitotic actomyosin contractile ring, proximal layer. The record is from RefSeq and is a predicted model, not a curated record. Gene Ontology annotation, biological process: cytoskeleton organization.
UCCGACGGGCCAUCCGUCUCACUCUCUUUCGCGAACAAUUUCUGGGGCAAAGAUGACGCCGGCGUCGGGCCUCUGCUCGAUCGCAUGUCGAAUGCCAAAACCACGAGCGACGAAUUGAAAGCCUUCUACACAGCCCGAGCCAAAAUCGAGGAGGACUACGCCAAAUCGCUACUCAGUCUCGCACGCAAGCCUUUGGGAUCUUCUGAGUCGGGCACGUUGCGCAUGUCGCUCGAUGUCGUCCGCGGCGAAGUCGAAUCGAUGGGCAAGUCGCAUGCCACCAUUGCCAGUCAGAUGAAGAGCGAGCUGGAGGAACCUCUCACCGCAUUCAACGGAGGUAUCAAAGAGCGAAAGAAGAUUGUACAGCAUGGAAUCGAAAAACUGCUCAAGACCAAGAAUAUCCAGACGGCCACUGUGAACAAAGCGAGGGAUCGCUUCGAGCAGGACUGUUUAAAGAUCAAGGGCUACCUGGCCCAAGGCCACAUGGUCAUGGGUCAGGAGGAGCGAAAGAACAAGGCAAAGCUGGAAAAGACGCAGAUCCAGAUGUCUACCAAUAGCGACGAAUAUGAGGCCGCAGUCAAGAUUCUGGAGGAGACGACGGGACGUUGGAACCGAGAAUGGAAGGCUGCGUGUGACAAAUUUCAGGAUCUGGAAGAAGAGCGCCUCGACUUUUUCAAGAGCAGCCUCUGGAGCUUUGCCAACAUCGCCUCGACUGUGUGUGUUAGUGACGAUCAGUCGUGCGAGAAGAUUCGCCUAUCUCUGGAGGAUUGUGAGGUGGAAAAGGACAUCUGCAACUUCAUCAAGGACUCUGGAACUGGCCAGGAAAUUCCCGAUCCUCCAAAAUACAUCAACUUCUGCCGCGGCGAUAUCGAAGAUGUGGCCUCGAACCACGAGUCCGACGAUGAGGCAUAUUCUGUGGCACAAUUCCAGCGAACCAUGAACCCGACCUUCCGAACAUCUUCGCCACAGCCCAGCACAUUUGAGUCGCAUCACGAUCCUGACUCCAACCUGCGGGACGAGAUGGGCAUUCCCAAAAGUCGUGCCUCGCUUCAAGGCGAAGAUUCAUUCACAGCGCAAGCUCGAAGCUCCCACGGAAGCGCAGCACCACCACCGCUGGCUACAAGCCAACUCAGUCAGACUUCUGCGCAUUCGAACCCGUAUGCAGACGCCCCGGUCAUCCCGCACAACCCCUAUCCCACCGAUGGGAUGACUCAAUUCUGUAGACCAGGCCCGCCUUCUGAGCGUAGUUCUAUCCCAUCUCCAGUCCGUCCAGGAAGUCGGGACAGUCUGGGACACAGCGAGUACUCCCAGCCUACCUCUCUUUCGAGUGUGGAGCCUAUCAGUGGAAAUGUCUCUCCAACGAAACAGUACAACGGGUCGAACAUCUCAGCUGUUUCGAACAAUUCCUACGCCUCGCAAGGGCCUCCGGAAGAGAGGCAGGUUCAGAAGAAGAAGAGUGGAUUUUUCCAGUCGCCAUUCCGCAGGAAGAGUCAAAAGAGCAAGGAGCCCUUGCAAGGAUCCAACGCGUCUACGCCCACCGGCAGAAACACUUGGACGCCCGCAACAACUCGGCAGUCAGAGAGUGCAAACGUCAGCCCAACAAAGCAGCCUUUCGGCAACCCUAGUAGAGCUGGCAUGUUCAAUCGCCAACCAUCUCCCGGUGCAGAUCCUGAUAUCGAUCCUCGCGCUGACUACCAGCUGGGUAUCGGGAACAACGUCUUUGAGGUCGCUCAUCCUGAUUCCCGCAAAAAGACGGCGGUGUCUAGGAGCAAUGCCGGCAAUGAGCUGGACCCGAUAGCGCAGGCAUUGGCAGAGCUGAAGGGCGUCGCAAAGCAAUCUUCUGUCCGACAGUCUGCAGAUCGCCACUAUGGAAUGGCAACGCCAGUACCAGGCACACCUGCCCAGCCGUUCGCCAACUCCACUCACCGCAACACUCCACCUCCGUCCUACGAGCGACCAGUCAGUCAUCUAGGUGCGCCUCAGCCCGCACAUACGAAGCGCGACAUGCAGAAAGCGACUGCGCAGUACGUUGGCCAAAAGCAGGCCAUGUUCAACGGAGCACCUCCCCGAUCUUCAAGCAGCACAGAUCACCGACAACCGCCUCGAGCGACUUCUCCUGCCCCACCACGGGCAACAAGCCCUCUCCCCUACGCCAGCGGUGAGCAGCGAGCCCAGCCAGCGUACCGCGCUGCGUCGCCCAACCCAUACGGCGGACCAGCAUCGAGCCGACCACGACCACAGUCUUCAAGCCCAGCGAAAGCGAUGCAGCAACCUCCAAACUACGCAGGCUAUGCUUCUCGUGGCGGAUCUCCUGGUUAUCAAGUUCCGCGCGCAACCUCUCCAAACCCGGCAUACAGUCGACCCGCGGCAGGAGGUGCCAGUCGUCCACCAAGCAGCCGCGCAUCUGAGCACGCUGGAGCUCCCAUGGCGCUGCAACUCGCUCCUGUACCUUCUGGCGGUGAUCCAUACGGAUCUCAGCGCGGCGGUCGGCCACAGAGCCAAUACUACGCAGCUGGACCUGACUCCGGAUCUCAAGUGACCUCACGAGCUAGGAGUCAAAGUCAGGGCCACCAGCGGCAAGUCACGAAAGACGGACGGCCGAUCUUGCAUUACGCCCGCGCAAUGUACAUGUACCAAGCCGCGAUACCGGAGGAGCUCUCGUUCAGCAAGGGCGACGUUCUGGCAGUUACUCGCCACCAGGACGACGGCUGGUGGGAGGCUGAGGUGCCGGGCAAGACUGGUCCUGGUCUGGUUCCCAGUAAUUAUCUCAAGGCGUGUUAG